Prorocentrum cordatum is the source of this 2807-nucleotide messenger RNA. NCBI's taxonomy places the organism in Eukaryota, Dinophyceae, Prorocentrales, Prorocentraceae. The record is from the annotation of a GenBank genome assembly.
GCGUCCUGCAGCUUCUCGGCCCACAAGGGCCCGUCUGGCCCGACCUCCACGCGUUCGACCCUCCCAGCGCCAGCACUUACUCUCGAUGGCGUCUGGGCGAAUACGAGUACGCGUAUGCAGCCAUUCCUCUGGAGCGCCGCGAAGCACCUCUGACCCGCGCAGAGCUCCAGUCCGAGAUUCGCGCAAUGAUGGCCGAGCAGGCCUCGAGGUUGCAGGGUCCGCCGCUCGGCACUCCAGGGGCUGGCGUUCCUCCUCGGGCGGGCGCGCCCCAGCUCUUCGCGGACGAGGCCGCCCGCCUGGGCCUGCAGGGCGGCCGCGCUCCCGAGCACCCGGGGGGCAUGGCCGCCCGCAGCGAUGGUGCCGCCGAGCCUGCUGCUUCGGCGGGCGGCGCCUCGGCUGCCAGCGAGGGCGCCUCCGAAGGCGCCCCUCGGCCCCGUGGGCCGAUCAACGCGCUAGACUACCGCAGCCGCGCGUCAGCACCCGCCGCGCCAGCAGCCGACGCUGAGGCUUCUGGCGCGGAGGGUGCGCACGCGGCGGGCCACGACGCAGGGCAUGCGACUCCCGGUGCUCCUAUGCGCCGGGCCACUUUGGCCGCCGUGCCCGGCCCCGGCGAUCUGGCCUCGAUGCGCGCGGCGCACGGCCGUGACGCCGUGACGGGCUCGGACGCUAGGGCCGUCCGACGACCUGCCGCCGCCCCGCGGCUAGCGGCUGCGCGCAGCCUGCUGCAGGUCCGUGCGGGCGCGGGACACUCCGCGAUCCAGCGCCAGUUCCGCGUGCUGGCCAGCCGGUUCCACCCGGGCAAGCCUACGGGUGACCUAACCCGCUGGAGGAGGUUCUCUGAGGCUAAGAACGUCCUCCUCCAGGCCGACCAGGCUGAGGCGGACGGCGCGGACCCUGCCGCGGGGAGCGGUGCAGCGGCGCGUGCGUUGGCCAAGGCCCACGCCGCGGGCAAGGGCAAAGGCCGCGGCGGGCGGGCAGUCGGCGUGACGCACAUGCUGGCCUCCCUCGACGACGCCUUGAGCGAUCGCGUGCACUCCGCGCGGAGCGAGAUCCGUGCGGGCUCGCAGCUCACGGACGGCUCCGCGUGCCCUCCGACUCGCCGCUCGGGGGUCUCCGAGCCGCAGGCGGCUAGGCCCACGUCGGAGGCGCUCGCUGUAGCCGAGGAUGUCGCCUCGCGUGCUGCCGCGAACCUCGGGGGGAUCAGGGAGGCGCGCAGCGCAAUCCAGAGGGCUGUCGUCGCUGACCCCCUGCACGACCCAGCAGCGAGGGCUCGUGCCCGCCGGGACCUGGCGACGGGGAUGGCUGAGCGCAUCCACAUGCGCCGCCUCACCGCCGCGGCGCAGGCGGAAAGCCGAGGGGAGCCUCGGACAGCUCCGCACGAGCUGGCUCGGCGGUUCAGCUCGACGCCGAGGGGGCUUCCCCUCCGAGGCGAGGUUCAGGCUCGCGCCGGGCGCGAAGCCUUCGCGGCGCGGGCGCCAGAUGGGAUCCCCUCCCGCGGGGGCCCGUCUCUGGACCAGCACGAGGCGGUCUUCGCCGCCGACCCUCGGGCCCACGCCCGCGCCGACCAGGAGGCCGGCGACGCGGCCCGCGUCAGCUCCGCCGCCCGUUCUGGGGACCUCGCGUGCUGGGCCCAAGGCGUGCCCGCGCCCUCCUGCGCCGAGGCCGCCUGCCCCGCCUGCAGCGCGGGCUCCACUUCCGCCGCCUCCGCCUCCUCCGGUGCGAGUUGGCCCGCGGCGACGGUGUCCCACGAGGCGGCGACCGCGCGGGACCACCGCUUCCGCCGACGCCCGAGGGGGCGCCUGGCCCUGAGGGCGGCGCUCGGUCCCGCCAUCGGGCGAGGCGGGUUCCAGCAGGGCCGUUACGACCUUGCAGGGUUCCCGUCCAGCCGCCGAGGCUGCGCCAGCACGCCCGGCUCCUGCGACGCCGCCCGCUUCGGCGCCCUCGGCUGGCGCGUCGAGAUCGGGGGCGAACCCGUGGUGGUGGUCGACUACCCGUCGGACGACCCCGCCAUGGUUGAGCUGUGCCAGAACGCAGUCUGGUGGCUGCAGCACUUCUGCCCGGAUGGGCUCAACGAGCCCAAGAGCGACGACGCGCUGGCCUGCUUGCACGAGGGCCUGCUGACCUACGGCCGCCUUUUCGGCCCGGAGGGUCUUGCGCCCGUCGCUGAGCCGAGCUGGCUCACGCUGGUCUCCGGAGCCGUCGACGCGAGCACUGUCCCGGCGAAGUUUCGGGCCAUGGCUUCCGGUGCAGUGCGCGGCAUCGGCCUCGGGGCGAACGUGCACCGACGCCGCCAGGCUGCUGCCCUAGCCUGCCUUUUUGACAUGCUAGGUCACGCCACCGCGGAUGGCUCCGCCCCGCCUCCCGCGUUUUGGAGCAGCGAUGGGGGCGCGCCACCGCGCUGGCAGGCUGGGCUCAACGCUAUCUCCAGCGUCCCACACCCAUUGGGAUGGACGCCAGCGCGGCAGCGCGCUAGCGCAGCUCCUAGCAUCGCGUGGGCGACGGCCUGCGAGACAGGAGUGUACGCGUGGCCGACGCCUCUGUCCUCGCAGAUUGAGGCAGAGGCCCGCCGCGCGGUGCGCGAGACAGGAGUGGACUACACUGAGGUCCGCGCUGAUCUCGCGCGCCGUUCUGGCGUCGAGCGACCUAUCGUCGCCAAGUGCCUGCCGCCGUUCUACCGCUCGCGCCGCGAGCGCAGCGCGGUGCUGGGCAUGGAAGGGCGCCCCAGCGGCCCGCUCGCACGGCAGGCACCUCAGACGCCCACGACGCCCGCGCUGGGGGCCGCCAGCCAGACGGGCCGCCUGCCCGCA